GUGGCGCCGCGGCGCAGGCGGGCACCGGUUCUACUCCCGCUGUCCGUGCCGCGCCGGGCCGCGCCGCGCUCGGCGCCUCCCGCAGCCCCAGGGGCCUUGUCACCGCCCGCCGCCCCCUCCCCAGCGGCAAGCCCGGCCCGAGCCAUGCUGCUCCUGGCGGCCGCCUUCAUCGUGGCCAUCGUCCUUCUCCUCUACAUGGUGUCGCCGCUCAUCAGCCCCAAGCCCCUCAAGCUGCCCGGCGCACACGUCGUGGUUACUGGAGGCUCCAGUGGAAUUGGAAAAUGUAUUGCUAUUGAAUGUUAUAAGCAAGGAGCUUUCAUAACACUGAUUGCAAGAGAUGAGAACAAGCUGUUACAGACAAAGAAGGAAAUAGAAAAGUACUCUGUUAAUGACAAGCAGGUUGUGCUGUGUAUUUCUGUUGAUGUAUCUAAAGACUAUGAACAGGUGGAGAACGUUUUAAAACAGGCUCAGGAGAAGCUGGGACCAGUUGACCUGCUUGUCAACUGUGCAGGAACAUCAGUUACAGGAAAAUUUGAGGAUAUUGAAGUAAAUUCUUUUGAAAGAUUAAUGGCAGUCAAUUACCUAGGUAGUGUUUACCCGAGUCGUGCAGUCAUCUCUACCAUGAAGGAACGACGGAUGGGAAGGAUUGUGUUUGUAUCAUCUCAGGCUGGGCAAUUAGGCCUUUUUGGUUAUACAGCCUAUUCUCCGACCAAGUUUGCUCUUCGAGGAUUGGCUGAAGCCCUGCAAAUGGAGGUCAAACCUUAUAAUAUCUAUGUAACAGUGGCCUAUCCUCCAGAUACUGACACACCAGGCUUUGCAGAAGAAAGUAAAACAAAGCCCUUAGAGACAAAGCUGAUUUCUGAGACCUCAUCUGUUUGCCAAGCGGAACAAGUCGCCAGAGUUAUAGUCAAAGAUGCCAUACAAGGGAACUUUAACAGUUCUGUUGGAUCAGAUGGUUACAUGCUAUCAAUAUUGACGAGUGGAAUGUCACCAGUCACUUCUAUCACUGAAGGUCUUCAGCAGCUCUCAAUGCCACGGAGGCUUGGAUUUAAGAAACUGAAGCAAUAUUCUUGAGCUGAAGCAGCAAUGUGGCAAGAAAGCAGAGAUAACUACACUGCUCAGUCCUGAACUGGAACAUAGUUAGGAAUGUUUUCAUAUAUAUUUUUUUUCUUGAUUAUAUUACCUGUCUGGAACUUUUUUCUUUUUAUCUCACGAGUAAAUAAUAUGCUACAACUCAGGGUCAUAAGUGAAUUGAAAGAUGUUUCUCUGUUUCCAGGUUGUUUGCAUGGGCAUUUUUCGCAUCGUUGGCCUCUUUUACCUAGGAAGCUUUGACAGCAUAGUUCGACGCUGCAUGAUGCAAAGAGAAAAAUCUGAAAAUACAGAUAAGACUGAAUAAUCUUGAAUUGAAUUGAAAGAAGAAUGUCAAACAGUCCUGGACAGCUUGCUGCUCAAGUGGGACUCAGCUUCUCUGUUGAAGGAUGUAGACUGAAGGUAUUUGGUUAUGUGAUAGAUGAGUCCUCUCAAAAGCAAUGAAAGAAAACAAAAGUUUAACUCCAGAAAAUGCCAAGCUAUGCAAAAGAGUGAUUGAGGAUUAGGUUUUUUUUUUUUCCUUUGGUGAUUUGAGCUGGAGAGAAUUUGGGAACUUGUAAGUCAUCUGUAGGGUAGAACUUGAGAAUGGACCGCGUGUGGUAGUUCUGGACAAAUACUUAAGUUUUCUCACUUUGGUGCUCAUGUGGAAAAAAAAUAACUACACCGUGACAGACCGGGCUGAAGUAGAUUAAAGUCCCCUGAACAAGUCAGUACUCUUGCUAAUGUUUUGGGACUGUUUUUAAUUUGGAAUGUUAACUUUCCCUUUGAUGGUCAAUCUGCAGAUCUUUCAGUCAAAGACGGCUUUCCUUAUUCUGUUCAGCACACAGUUGUGGAAACCUGAAGAUGACAGGUUUUUUUUUUUUUGUGUAAUCUAAGCUUUCUCAGUCUGGGAGUAAUUAAAAAGUAUGACUGAAUAUAUGCAUACUUUCUAAAGGGAGAUGAAGAACCCAUUCCUACAGAGAAGUGCUAGGAGGUGUAACUGGCCCUUGAAGUAUGCUGUGAACAACAAAAAAAAUCAAACCAUUUUCAAGUGUGAUUAUGUCUCGCAACAUUUUAAAUCAUUGAAAAAGUACUUGUCAAAGUUAUACACUUUUAUCUUCCAGUUUUUGCUCUGGAAAGGGAAGUAGCUUCAUGCUACUGUCAUGCACAUUAUUUUUCAAAGCCACAAAUGAUGAGCCACACCAGUAGGUGAUGAUAGAAUCAGACACCGGGCUCUUAGGGUAGCAGGAAUGUAGCUUUUGGGACGGGGGACAGGGAGGAGAGUCAGAAUGGUAUUCUGUGCUUAAUGUUAUUGUUACACAGAAAAACUUCUAACACGACAAGAAACUGUUUGAAAUUCUCUCCUCUGCCCCUCUCCUCAUUUGCUUGAUUUACAUUAUAUAUGAAUCAAGGCUGCUCCAUAACUGCUUCAGAAUACACAGAACACAAUGGUUUUUUUCUAAUAAAUUGCAAGUUUAACACUGGAAAAGCUUGAUGCAUAACAAUGAUGUUUUAAGGGUGCACUACAUACACUGUUUAUUUAAUGGACCACUAUAGCAAGUGCCUUGUGAGCUUUUUUCCCAAAAGCUGUGUAUUUUGUAUUUAUUAGCGCCACUGUGUUGUAAAUGUCAAAUCUGCCAUUUUCAGUCAGUACUCUGAAUCUAAAACCACUGUUAAAACUUGGCGUUUUCACUUCUUUGAAAGCAGUAUUUAACAGCAAAGCAAGCAAAAUCGAUUGUUUUUAAGAUGUUCUCUAUACCUAUUUAAGAAGAGGUGUUCAGUUAAGCUGAGAUGAGAAAUAAUAGGUGGUCAACAGGGAAAAAGUCUUGGAAAUGUAACUUGUUUAUUCUCCCUCUGAUUUCAGUUGAUCACUUCAAAAAUGUUUGUUCACGUAGGCUAAAACUUGCUUUAAUGUCUGUUUUACAAACGUAUUUGGAGGAGUCAUGCUGACACUCUCAUUCAAAGUGGUUAGAAUUUCAUUGGAUUGCAAACGUCAAGGCGUUGCAGAAUUCUUCCCAAAGCCUAUGUUUUAGGUCCUGCCUCUUGAUUUUUGUUUAGAUAUGUGAAGUUGUGCAUGCCUAUAUUAUAAAAUUAAUUUUGAGAAUAGAUUAUAUUCCUGCAUUUCUAAUCAGCUGGGCUUUAGUGCAGAGAAAUCUAAUCUGCGUAUGUGUUUUCUCUGCUGCUUAAUGUGAAUGACACAUAGUGGAGCAUUUAUCAUACAUUGUCAAUAUUGCCAUGUUUCCUAAAGCAACGUAACAAUGCUACUUGGACCCAGUUAUUUACCUUAGUUGUUAUUUUGGUGCAAGAAUCAAAUAUUCCUUUGAUCAUCUGCAAAAAGAUACCAAAGUGGGUGAAUCGGUUAUGCAGUAGUUUGAAAGAUAUGCUUCUGCAAACGACUUCAGAGCAACACAAGCUUUGAAGGUCAGCUCUUGAAACCAGUAAGACUUUGGAUACUUGAAUUUUAUAGGAUCUUCAACUUGGGAUAUUAAAAGGCUUGCAUUUCAGAAAUAAUCCAGAAGAUUAGAGCUCACAUACUCUGAUAACUGGGCCUCUUAAGAAUAUUUCAGGUUGGGCGUCUUAAAUCCCCAGUCACUCUUCAGAAAAUCUCGACUGAAGAAUGCUCCAAACAAUGACUGAUUGUAGUUCAGCACGAGGGUUUGUGAAGAGGAAUACUGGGUGAAAGUUACGGCCCUGAUCUAAGGGUGCUUCAGUUCACACCUGAUUUUUGCACAUUGCAAGAAGUUGUAUUGGCUGUAAAACUGUAGGUUGCAUCCCCUCAGCAGUUCUAGAAAUGUGGAGCAGGCAAACUUUGAAAAGAAACAAGUAAAGAAUAAUCUCUCUGAAUGUUCCAGCUUCCGUUGUUGCACAUUAGUACAGUUCAUUUUAACUGAUAAACUUUUCAGCUGUUUUAUUGUCAAAAUGGAGUGUACUGUCAAAUGCAGCAGCCUUUAAUGUAAACUUUUUCUUAUUCCCAUUCUAGAUUUGUCAUCAUCCUCAUUUUAAGGCCCAAUAUUAAGUGAAGGAGAUGCCUUGUAAUCUUGUGGAAUAAUGUUUGAGUAAAUAUAUAUCUAUAUUUUGCUACUUUAAAUGUUACAGAACCUCUGCAUCGAAGUAUUUUAGCAGUGUGUUGAAUCCACGAGGAACUUCAGAUAGAUGCAACUACUUUUUUGUAAAACUGUCAGUAAUUUAAUCACUCGUGCCAUAUCAGGCAGUGUCUUGUCUCUUGUUUUCCUGGUCAGUCUUUAAGAUUCACUUUGGACUUUGAUAGUCUUCUCUAUUCCGUGUAGUUUCUAAUGACCGUCUGCUUUAAACACAGAUUUAUUAUAACUGCACAUCUAGUUUACUUUACCAAGGUGUUCAUGUGCAAUUGAAAUAGAUUUAAUAUUUUACUAAGACGAAAGAUAGAGGUAAACUUCAUUUGCUGUGAAAAACUUUAGGCACUUUUAAAUGGUAAAAAUGCAUAGUACCAUUUGUAAAAAAGAAACAUUGUGCUUAUUGCUUCAUCUCUUUUGUGCCAGAACUGUAAACUAGUUCUCAGAUUUUAUAUUUCUCAAAAUAAAUGGAGGAUCAACAAAA
Messenger RNA from Gallus gallus (chicken), 4644 nucleotides. RefSeq names its product 3-ketodihydrosphingosine reductase (gene KDSR). Bases 145 to 1074 code for a protein of 309 amino acids. NCBI's taxonomy places the organism in Eukaryota, Metazoa, Chordata, Aves, Galliformes, Phasianidae. Gene Ontology annotation, biological process: sphingolipid biosynthetic process. The transcript has 10 exons. The record is from RefSeq and is a predicted model, not a curated record. Gene Ontology annotation, molecular function: 3-dehydrosphinganine reductase activity. Gene Ontology annotation, cellular component: endoplasmic reticulum membrane.